GCCGUGGCAGAUCCACUCUCGGUGGCUUCAUUCCCUCAAGCAUGAUAGAUCCGCAACGUCGAGCUAGUGACAUUAAACUAGCGCUUGUAGGGUGAUAGACCGUUAAUUGCACAUGUUUUUACCCCCAUUCUUGAGCCGUUUGAGAUGUUGAUACUCGUGUUUCAGGCUGAUUUCACGCUAGGUUGUUCUUGUUUGUGAUAUUUCAGGUCCUAGUACGUGAAUGAAGGUUUGGGAGCGAGUUCGGGGUUGAUUGGAAGAAGAUCGGACAUGUGGCGAGACGCUGAGGAAGCCACACGGGUACUCAUAAAACCCACACGGCCGUGUAAGGAACCAAUGUGGCCGUGUGGGAUUUAGCGAGGCUUCACACGGGCAAACUGGAGAUUCCACACGGCCGUGUGUCCCUGGCCGUGUAGGUAGCCUGAAGUCUAUUUAUUCGAAAUGCCCCGUUUUGACACUCACACGGGCAGCUUGGUAAGCCACAUGGCUGUGUGUCCUGCCCGUGUGAGUCGGGAAUUCUGGUUUUACCCCAAUUUCGAGCCACAAGUGAGGGGAUCGACUUUUCAGAGCAAAAACAGAGCCCUAGAGAGAGAAAGUGUAAAGAACACACCCUAGAAGCGAUCUUGGAGCUGUGUUUCAUCAAAUCGAGCUUGGAGAUCAUCAUAGGAGUGAAAAUCAUCAUCCCAGAGCAGAUUCUUCCCAUUGUUAUUAGCAUGACUGCUUUGUAUUAUGUUUUUCUCUCUCUCUCUCUCUCUCUCUAUGGAGUAGACCCUUCUCUCACUUGGGUAUGAAGAACCCUAGUUCCAUGUGUUAGGAUCAUGAUUGUAAUGACUUGGGAUUGUUAUACUGUUUGGUUAUAAUCGAAUGAUGCAUGAUUCAUUGAAUUGAUUGAAGUCUGAUCAGCUUUUCUUGAUUUCCGCUGCAACCUGAGAUAGAUAGAAUCUGAUUAGGUUGUUAGAGCUUCAUCGUUCGGUAGUAGUAGAUUGGUUAUACGAGAGUUAGUCAGUCUACUGCUUUGUACAGGAAUCCAAUUCCAGUAGUGGAGUUCUGUGCUUAUUGCCUCAGCUUUCUAUCUCGGUGAAGACUAGUCGUCUGCCGGGUAGUUAGUUUGAGAGGGCUUGGUCAGCUUAAGAGAUUCCAAGCUACUGUCGGAUCUUCCGCAGUUUAAUCAACAGUAAAUCAACCCAGGGUAAUUACAACUGAGACCUAACUAAGGAGUUAGGGGGAUUCAUUCCGGAGUGACUCUGCCUUUGCUUUAGAACACCGAAUCAUUUCCUGCUUUCUUACUGCUUUUAGUUAAAACCACAAUCAAUCGACUUAGUUGGCUAGAUAAUAGAUAAUCACGGAGUAGGCAGUAGAUCUAGACCCCGGGUUGAUAAUUAGAACUUGCCACUAUUCUGCAUUUCCGGAUUGCGAUUACACUUGGUCGCAGUUUGGUGUUGUGUCGUAGCGUGUCAAGGUUUUGGCGCCGUUGUCGGGGACCCUCUAGGUUAUUGGGGAAACGUGAAAAUUUGUUACUCUAGCUUUUUCUUUAUUUCAUUUUAUCUCUUCCACCUGUGUGCCUUCACGGGUUGCUUCUGCUGAUUGUGUGCAGGUAGUGCAUGACCCGUAGCCAGUCGGGAGAUCUACUACCAUUAGACCAGGAGCUUGAACGAACCUGCAGGAACUUCAAGCGGGCUCUAAAGGCGCGACUGGCUGCGGAGGAGGUGCUAGCACAGCUGCAAAUCGCCAACGAAGAAGAGAUGGGUGAUCCACAGUACCAUGAUGUGGUCCUUCCUAAGGAGCAGACCAUGGGAUACUACUGGACCGCUAGGGCCGCGGACAUGAGGUCUCCCAUUCAACACCCUCAUGUGCCAGCGAAUAAUUUUGAGGUGAGCACUUCUGUCAUCACCAUGCUGCGCGGCUCGGUGGUAUUCCGUGGCAAAGAGGGGGAGUGUCCCCGAUCACAUCUGAGGCAAUUUCACGAGCUCAUCGAUGGAAUCAAGAUAAAUGGGGUCCCAGCCGACACCAUCCAGCUGAGGUACUUCCCAUUUACCCUGGAGGGGCAGGCCAAAGAGUGUCUAGACACUCGACCUCCAGGCUCUAUCACCACGUUCGCCAAUCUGGCGGACAAGUUCCUCACUCGCUACCAUCCCCCGUCCAAGACGGCCGCCCUACAAAAGCAAAUUACCCACUUUGCUCAGGAUGAAGAUGAGACCAUCUGGGAUGCUUGGGAGAGAUACACUAGUCUCUUCCUUAAGUGUCCCAACCAUGGUUUUACCGACGCCUUCAAGGUGGGCACCUUCUACCAUGCCCUCUUCCCGAAAGACAAACAGCUGAUUGACUUGGUCUGUGGCGGGAAUAUGCUCACCAAAACACCGCCACAGCUGAAUCAACUCUUUGAAGAGAUGGCAGAGCAGGGCUAUGACUGGGGAACUGCGAGGCGAUCGAGACGAACACCCGCGCGGGGUGUGCAUGCUGUAGCCACCUAGUCAUCUGAUUUGGUGCAGGUGGUGUCGAAGCUGGUUUCAGCCAUCGACCGCUCUAGGAUGAUUUCAGAUACAGGACAGCACCAGGCGAUGCAAUGCUAGUGGUGCGAGAGCACCCAAUACACUGUGGAAGACUGC
Molecule: messenger RNA, 2603 nt
Organism: Linum trigynum
Lineage: Eukaryota; Viridiplantae; Streptophyta; Magnoliopsida; Malpighiales; Linaceae
Source: the annotation of a GenBank genome assembly